UUCAUCCUUUCCCUGGAGAGAACACAAGUGCACCAGUCCAUCAAUGACCAGGGCUGCUCUGAGGUCCUGUCUUCCAUGGUACAUCCCAAGUGAUGCCCUGAUAGCCUCCUUUAUAGCUGGAGGCAUCUUCCCUUAUUCCAGCCAGGAGGGCAGAGCACAGGCCCAUCUAAAAAAUGCCAUCUCUUCUCUGGUGGGAACCUGCCUGGACCCAGGGCAGGAUUUCUGGGAACCCCUGCACUUUCCCUGCUUCAGGAUGAAGCUGACAUCUCUGCAUCUCAGCUUGCCUGGCUCGGAGCUGGGGGGCCACUCCUACUUUCUCCAGGUCCAGCUGGAGCAUCCAAGGCCCAUUGAGGCAGAUCUGGAAGUACCAUCUCCAGAGCUCCCUCCAGCUCCAGAGCCAGAGCAAGGGCCAGCUCCACGGCUAGAUCCAUCUCCAGCUCUAGUUUCACCACCUGUGCUAGAGCUGGAGCCAGUGUCACCUCCAUCAGUCCCUCCAGGGCCAGAGCCACCACCAACAUCAGCUCCAGCCCCAGUGCCAGCUCCUGAGCUGGAGCCAGCUGGAGCAUGGGCUCCAGGGAGAAUCCUCACUCCACCUGGAGAGAUAACAGCAGAGCCAGAUCCAGCCCCAGAGCCCGCCUGCCCCUGGGAUGUGACCAGCAAGAACCUGCUGAGGGAGGAGAAGCCUGACUUCUUGGAGUUCCCUCCCCAGCUGGUGGAAGAGCAGUUGACACAGAAGGAUGUGCUUUUGCUGUCCUCAUGUGGACAGUAG
Messenger RNA from Diceros bicornis minor, 769 nucleotides. RefSeq names its product ral guanine nucleotide dissociation stimulator-like. The transcript is spliced from 5 exons. Bases 44 to 769 code for a protein of 241 amino acids. Lineage: Eukaryota; Metazoa; Chordata; Mammalia; Perissodactyla; Rhinocerotidae. The record is from RefSeq and is a predicted model, not a curated record.